AUGGACUCCUCUUCAGGGCAUUUCGUGCGUGUUCAAGUUCAUAUCGGUUUUACCACGAUGGUUCGGAAAAGGCAAUCCGUUGUCAAUAAUACUGACGAGCCCACGAAGUCUGUUGCAGUCUCCAAGAAAACUUCAAAUGCGAAGAAUAAGGCGCCUGUUGUCAAAGCUAAAGAAGACAAAGUCAAGUUGACUGCAGCAUCGGCAGAAGAGAAAGUGUUGAAGGUUGUGAAUGGCAAGGCUUCAGUGAAGAGAAAAGCGCCUCAAGACGUAUCGAAGGAUGUCAAAAAGGCCAAGCACGUGGGGUUGGCUCCUGUCGAGAGUUCAGGAGUAGACGAAGGCGCCACAUUGAUCACUUGGGGCACCGGUGAGAUGGGCCAGCUGGGCCUGGGUCCAGACGUUCUGGAGAAGAAGCGCCCGGCGCGGGUUACAGCGGGCACCAAGUACACGCACGUGGCAUUGGGCGGCUUGCACACCGUGGCUGUGAAUUUGCAAGGGAAGCUCGUGUCCAUGGGCUGCAACGAUGAAGGCGUCCUUGGGAGACACACCGAAGAAGAGGAGGAGGCCUUCCUGCCGCAGCCGAUUGUUGCUUCAUCUUUACCCGCCGGGAUGAAGGUGGCGUCUGUGGCUUGCGGUGAUUCGCAUUCAGCCGUCCUGACGACUCAGGGGAAAAUUUUUUACUGGGGGAAUUUUAGAGGUAUAGAUGGAGCUAUGGGUCUCAAGAAAGUGGGAGUGACGGAAUCCGUGCCAACCGAGUUGCCAUUGCCGAAGCUCAGUGGCGGCAGUUCAGAAGCUGAUAGACAUAUCAUUAGUAUGGCGUGUGGAAACGCGCAUGUAGCGUUUGUGACUGCUUCGGGAGUAGCCCUCACUGUAGGCGCCUACGACGGGGGUCAGUUGGGCAGAAUCCCGGACAGACAAUGCAGUGAUCCUGGUCAUCGAAUCAUUGAAAAAGCGUUGACGCCGCAAGAGGUGCGUUUUAGCAAGCGGAGACAUUUUGACGCGUGUUUCGCGACUGCGUUCGGCACGUUUUUCCGGGAGAAGAAUUCCGGGAAGUUGUUCGCGUGCGGAAACAACAAGGUCGGGCAACUGGGUCUGGCAUUGGACAAAAGUACGUCGAGAGACAGCACGGGCUGGCGAAUUCCGUUUGGAAUGGAGUCCCCGAAGCUCAAUCAACUGCUCAAGCCCGGACUGAGUUUCGAGAAAGUUGUCGGUGGACGGGAUCACACGUUGUUAUUGAUUAGUGAUGGAAACGCCUAUACUGUGGGAUCCAAGGAUUUCUGCGGCGUGGAAACGGACGAAGCGACCAUUGUCGAACCCGUCCACCUGAAUCCGUUGUUCGCGGGCAUUUGGAAGGACGGGAUCGUGACGGACGUGGCAGCCAACGAGAUCGUGUCCUUUGCUGUGGUCAAGAGUCGGGAGAAGGAUUCGGGCGGCAGUGAAGAUAAGUUUGCCCUGUUUUCCUGGGGCUAUCAAACCCUGCUGCAACUGGCCCGGAACACGGAAGAAGACUGCGUGGAGCCGGAAGAAGUCAACCUGGGUUCCAUUGUUCCGCUCCGCGUGUUUGCCGGUGGACAACACGCGGCCCUCCUUGGCAAGGAAACGCUGGCGGAUAAACAAUAACCCCUCGUUCUGUCUCCCCCCUCUUGGGACUUUUUUUUUGUUUACUUUUGUUUUUAGGCGGUUGAUUUCUGUCCCUUUUUUCUGUCUUCUGUGGGAGCAAAAGAGAUUAUUUUGCUUUUCUUUUCUGCGCCAGGAUUGCGAUGAUCUUAUUUUGUUUUUCUGCUCUGUGAUGCCAUCAUUAUUGUUGUUGUAGUGUAUCUUUUUUUUGUGUGUGCGGAGUUUCCCCAAAAAUAAUGCAGGGUUCAAAUAAUGUUCAUCUAAAAUGUAGUAUAUUUUCUGCGCCAGGAUUGCGAUGGAAUUUUGUUUUUCUGCACUGUGAUGCCAUCAGUGUUGUCGUGUUUCUUUGCUUUUUUUUUAGUUUCCCCGAAAACAAGGCAGGGUUCAAUUUAUAUUCAACUGAAAUAUCCUGGGGUAAUUAUGGUACAGCCAAAUUCCGUUGAAGCAAAUCUCUUCAUGACGAAUUUUUUUCUUGAUCCUGGGAAUUGUCAGGUAUAAAAAAAAAUGUGUAACGAAGUAAUUUUCCUCUUUAAUCCUUCAAUUUAACUUUCGCCUUCAGGUCACGGAAAUUUUUCAAUAAUUUACCUAAUAUAAAAAAUCCAACUUGUGCAUAAUUGAAGAACCUUCAUGAAAUAUCUAUCCUUUUUUGUGCAGAAAAUUUAGCAUUGCGGGAAGUAAAAAAUUGAAAAUGCGGUCGAUCCCACACAAAUCUGUUGUGGAAAUACUUUAAUUAUUACGGGAUAAAUGUUGACAGUGCUUCCUCUGAUUCGCUUAUCGACUGCCUUUUUUUCUUUUUUUUUAGAAUUGGAAGCUCUGUUCUUGUGUAAACUGUAUUACCGUAGUUUAUAGUGGAAAAAAUUUUCACCUGUUUAAAAAACUGCCUGCGUAGUUUAUACUGCUUAACUGAACGCUUUUUGAAAGUGCUAUUGUUGAGUCCGACAUGGAACGAAAGACAUAUCAUUUUUACUUCAGGACUCGUUGAAAACCUCUUGAUUUUGAUUCCUGAGAUUUUAGAAAUAUUUUUAGUGGUCCUUCAUUUUGGAUUAGUGGAAUUUUUUUUUACAGUUGACGCUCGUAUUUUUGGGGAACCUCUUCGAUCUUUUUACUUCGGUGUAUUCGCGGUCUUGGCGUUGGAAGCUGGGUUCCAUUCAUGUGCUCUUCAUGUUGUUUUAUUGGGCCCGUCUUCCGAUAUAUAUUUUGCGACUUUUUUAUACCUUCACGACCUGAUGUUAAUGAACUCGGGUUUUAUCUGGUUUCCGAGCCUAGUUAUUCAUUUCUUUUUUUUUUCGUUGA
Molecule: messenger RNA, 2907 nt
Organism: Notodromas monacha
Lineage: Eukaryota; Metazoa; Arthropoda; Ostracoda; Podocopida; Cyprididae
Source: the annotation of a GenBank genome assembly